Larimichthys crocea (large yellow croaker) is the source of this 2051-nucleotide messenger RNA. RefSeq names its product NFKB inhibitor interacting Ras-like 2 (gene nkiras2). The transcript is spliced from 4 exons. Gene Ontology annotation, biological process: negative regulation of canonical NF-kappaB signal transduction; Ral protein signal transduction. Gene Ontology annotation, molecular function: GTPase activating protein binding; GTPase activity; GTP binding. The record is from RefSeq and is a predicted model, not a curated record. Bases 171 to 749 code for a protein of 192 amino acids. Lineage: Eukaryota; Metazoa; Chordata; Actinopteri; Sciaenidae.
GCACACUGCAGUGGUGGUUACGUACACUGUAAACAGGAAGUAGGUGAGACAAGCUGUUCGCUCUGCGAGUUGAAAUCAUCUCAUAGCUAACACACAUCCAGCCACAGGUCUGCUCUUCAUCAAACAGGUCUGCUCUUCAUCAAACAGGUCUGCUGACCUGAAAGCGAGACAUGGGCAAAAGCUGUAAAGUGGUGGUGUGCGGCCAGGCUGCGGUCGGUAAAACGGCUGUGUUGGAGCAACUACUGUAUGCCAAUCAUGUUGCAGGUUCAGAGCCCAUGGAGACCCUGGAGGAUAUUUACAUUGGCUCCAUAGAAACUGACCGUGGCACACGAGAGCAGGUCCGCUUCUAUGACACCCGCGGACUCCGGGAUGGGAUGGAGUUUCCUCGACACUACUACACUUUUGCAGAUGGCUUUGUACUUGUCUACAGCGUUGACAGUAAGGAGUCCUUUAAACGGAUGGAGGCCCUCAAGAAAGACAUCGACCGUCACAGAGACAAGAAAGAGGUGACCAUCAUUGUGCUUGGUAACAAGCUGGACAAGCAGGAUGAGAGGAGAGUUGACUCUAACAUGGCACAGAACUGGGCAAAGAAUGAGAAGGUGCGUCUGUGGGAGGUGUCAGUGGUGGACCGGCGCACACUGAUUGAACCCUUUGUCUACCUAGCAAGCAAAAUGACCCAACCACAGAGCAAGUCCACGUUCCCUCUCAGUCGCAAUAAGAAUAAGGGUAGUGGGUCUACAGACAGCUGAAUGACCAGACGCUGAUGUCACAUUCAAGAGGGUGGGAAAAGGGAGAAGUGGUGUGUUAAAGGGAACUCAGUUUUUGCUAAAGAACAAUUUUAAUAAAAUGAAGAAUUGAGAAUCUUUGAUUUAGAGAAUGUGGUGAAGUGAUGAUGAGAGAAAAAGCGUGAUGAUUGUAUGGAUAUUUAUAUACAGUGAGUACCGCAGGUAUUGGUAUGGCAUCCAUAUUUGAUGUUAUGGUCAAAUACUUCCUUUUAUUAUAACUGAAAUGAAAAUGCUGAUCUCUCGCCAUAUCAGCCAAGAAAUUGUAGAAUGCAAUGUUUUUGUUUGACAUUCCCAUUUUCAUUCGGUUGGAUUAUGGUCAAACCAUUCAUCCACAUUCUUUACAAUUCCCACUGUUGAUAACAGCAGUCAUAUUUGGACCAACAUGAUGUAGUUCUUGAACUACUGACAAUCAACAUUUUGAUCUCAGUUUAUACUUAGAGUUUGAACAUAUCAGACUCUUGGCGCUCACUGUAUAGAUCAAAUUAGGAUCCAGCACACAUGUACACUGGCUACUAUUUUAUUUACAUGCACGAAACAUGUAUACACGGACUGAAUCAGGAAUGGCACCAGUCACAAACUUUAUUUUUGUUCACACAAAUGCUGAAUUUCACUUGUUUUAAAAGACAUGAUAGGUGAAGAGAUUGUAUUGAUACAUUAUUGAUGAUGUACAGUUACUGUGCUGUUUGUUGAUCUGGAGAUUUGUUACAGUGUAUAUCUUUGUUUCUGAUAUUCACUGCUGGCCGUUGUACAGUGAAUGAUUGACAUUCCUUACCACGUAUUGCCUUCUGUACAGGCUUUGGAAACUUAAAUAUGAGAUAAAAGGCAUUCAAAUGAAAGUUGAAUUCUGCAUGCUCAGGUGCUACUUUUUAACACAUGAAAGACAUCACACUUCAUUGUAAAAUGUUGUAGCAUCAACAACAUGAGUCAUCUUAUAAUUGGUUAGAGUUAUUGCUGAAUUUGAAGCUGGUAUAUUUUUUACUAAGCGGUAAGCAAUACCAUGAGUCAAAAACUGAGCAGCUAUUAGUGUUUGUCUCAUUGAAAGGGGCACAUUUGUUGAAAUUGUCAGAGUCUAUCAACACUAUGUAUUAUACGUGUAUCAACUUUUUUUGUGUGGAUAUGAAGCUUUUAUGUAUUAAUAUCCAGAAAAGGUGUGUUCACUUGAUAUUUGUUUGCAUGUUUGGUAAACAAAUUAAAUGAUCUUUUUCUGUGCCUAACCAGAAACCUUGGUUGUACUGCAAAGAAUGAAGUAAUAAAAAUACAGCACAA